UGCGUCGUGAUGCCGUCAUUGGUCCGCUGCCUUCCAGCCCUCUGUGGCUCUUGCCUCACGCCCCCUCCCUGGUGCACAUGCAUGCACACACAGCCUCCUCUCGCUCCCUGCGAUGCAACAGACCCUCACACAGUUAAUCCAGUCGGGUUGUGUCCCCGUGAAAUGCUGUGUUUUGCAAUCUGAUGAACUCCCAACGGAUGGCAGAACACGUCACAUUUGAAAGCAGCAACUUUGGACUCUUUGGAUUUACUGUCAGUGGGAGCCUCACAUCAGAGCCUCUGGUUCAGAGGUGGAACUCAACUCCACGGGACUCGUGGAACCAGAAAUGAAGUCCCGACCUGGCGCGGUGACCAUGCUGCUGCACAUCUCUCUCGGCCUCAGCCUGGUCACUGUGUGUUUUGGAGCAGCGAUUCCCUAUUCAUGUGGCUCCAUCUACAAGAGUUUUGCCCAGUGUUUACUCACACUUGGAGACAGUUUGGUGGAUACACAAAAAGACCAGAGCACACAGGACAUCGAUUCAAUCUGCAGGUCCUGGAAUGCGUUCCAUGUCUGUGCCAACUCCGCUCUGGCCGGCUGUCCCGGCGAGGCCGCGGCCGUUUGGGAGUCUCUGAGGCAAGAGUCCAGGAAGACGCAAUUCUCUGGAAACCUCUACGACAUGUGUGCCCGCCGCACCACCCUCCCCGCCAGCACUGUGCCUGCGCCCCAGAGCCCCCCCUCCGACCAGACCAACCAGGAUAAACUGAAGGGGCAAACGAACAUGCACAGUCCCACCUUCUGCACACUGUUGAUACCUGCGUGCACCACCUUACUUCUUCUGCUCCGGAGUGCAUGAAACCAUUGAGUCUUUUCAGUGAGACAGAGUUCAGCGUUCUAGCCCCCCCCCCCACCCCCCAGCCCCCCUCCUACUAUCCAAACACACAAUGGUGAUCACCCUUUCCAAGUAAAACACAUCAUGAUUGCACAUCAAACCCAAAAUAAAGAGCGCAAUGACUGAAGGAAAAAUGAUAUAAAAAGGUGGAGCUUAUAAAGUGUAUAUGCUUUUAAUAGCAAUGCGGAAAAGACCACUUCUGGUUUUCAGGAAGAAGUUCACAAAGAAGUUACUUUUAUUGUGACAACUGUUCAACUGUGUCGCUUGAGAUGAGUUGAUGAUUGUGAUCGAAUCCGAUGCUUUCUAUAUGUUGGUCACAUCAUGUUGGCAGGAGUGAUGAACAGUUAAUGAAGAUGAAGGAAUGUCAAAGUCGAAAUUAAAAAGCUAAUAUUUUUUGUAGCCAUACUUAUUUUUGUCCCUACUGCAGGACAUCAGGAAUACUGCCUCAUUUUUUUUAGGACAAAAGAGAUUUUAGGGGAGGCCAGGUGUUCAUAUAAAUGCUUCUAAUCCAAUCAUGUGGCAUCCUGAGUAGAGUAUUAUCACAGGCCACCAAACUGUUUUCGAACAGUUUAAUUCAUCAUCGCGUUUGAACAGUUUAAUAUCAGAAAACUAGAUUUGAUGUUGGAACUUACUUUGCGGUGUCUGCCACAUUUUGCAGAAUGUUAAAAUGUGUCAUUGGAUGCGACCUUGUUCAGUGGGUUUCCAUACUUUCUUAAAGCCGUUAUAUGUUGCUUUUUGUGGUCUGUUAGUUUCACUUCAAUCAAUAUUGAAGGCAUCCCUCGGGGAGCAAUUAAUUAAUAAUUCAGAGCACUCUCAAUAAAACAAGACGGUAAUCACAAAUAAUUAAACCAACUACAUAGUGAUUGCACAUUGGGGGAAGGAGGGAGAGGGAAGUUUCCCAAGUGUUUCCCAACCUUCAUCUUUAUAGAAUUAACGGUUGGUAUGAAGUUAUUUCAUGUUGUAUAACUUUUCUUUGUUACUGGGCUGAUAUACAAAGACUGACUGCAUUUUAUUAAUCGGUUUUCACAAUAGCAAUUUGUUUACUGUGUUGUUUUCUGUUUUUUUCUUAUUGGUUAUUUGUCUUAUUCUAUUUUUUCACAGCAGUAUAGAGUGAUAUGUGCCACUUUGAUUAAUUCAGAAUUUAACCCAGAAAAGAAGAUUGAAAUUAAACCUGCAUUUACCAACAGA
Gasterosteus aculeatus aculeatus (three-spined stickleback) is the source of this 2056-nucleotide messenger RNA. It is a transcript of the gene nrn1lb, whose product is annotated as neuritin 1-like b. The record is from RefSeq and is a predicted model, not a curated record. Gene Ontology annotation, cellular component: plasma membrane. Gene Ontology annotation, biological process: nervous system development; neuron projection extension. Lineage: Eukaryota; Metazoa; Chordata; Actinopteri; Perciformes; Gasterosteidae.